CUCUAUUUGUAUAAAUUUUCGAGCUUUUUGUAUGGGAGCAUUGGCCGUUAGCUUUUGUAAAAGAGUGUUUUCUAGCUUGAAAAGAUCUUUAUUCUUCAGUCAGCUACUCUAUCCACUACCUACAUAUAUAGAAAUGGCUGACCUGUCACGAUCCGUUCCUAGCAAAGGAGGCUCUCUUUCUCCUCAUACACAGAGCCAGAGAGAAGUUAAACUUCAAAACUGGUGUCCUGUUCUUGGUGAAAAUAAGUUGAUACUGAGUGGAACUCUUCAAGGCUACGACAAAGAAUGGGGAACUUCCAGAGUGCUAUCUAGGAAAAGUGAAAGAGAGAUUGUUACCAAGAGCAAAAUAUAUAUCCUAGAUGGACCUAUGAAGUUACCAGAGGAUAAAGAACUGCGGAGCAAAAUUCCUCUGUUUAUACAACAUAAGUUCCAUGACGGAUUUCCUGAGAACUGGGAGCUUCUUGUUCAACACUGGAGAAGAUUCAUCAGAACUCAACUAGCGAUAAAAGAGACGUGGAAGACAUUUGAAAGUAAUUUGGAGAAUUGUAAUACCACAAACGACAACUCCCUGUCCCCUGUGUCUCAAUAUGUAAGGAGUGUUCCCCCGACCAUGCCCCUUCAGCCCAACAAAGGUAUGAGCUUGUGCAAUCAAAGCCAGGAUGUUAGCUGUUUCUUUGUAGGUAAGCAUCCUAGGAGUCCAAAAAUAUUAAUUUCAGUUGUAGCGAGUGUUUAAUGUUGAAUA
Molecule: messenger RNA, 742 nt
Organism: Eurytemora carolleeae
Lineage: Eukaryota; Metazoa; Arthropoda; Copepoda; Calanoida; Temoridae
Exons: 9
Coding region: 32-733 (233 amino acids)
Source: RefSeq, a predicted model, not a curated record